AUGGAUCAACCAACAACUUCAAAUGUUUCUACAACAACUGCAACAACAACUAAUAUUAAUUCAACACAAUCAUCAUCUACUACAAAUACAAUUAAUACAAAUCAUACAAAUAUUUCAAUUUUAAAUAAUUUACAAAAUAUUAUAACAACUCCCUCUUCAACACAACAACAGCAACAACAGCAGACAAAUACAAAUAAUUUAAUACAAAAUACCCCUACAACAGCAUUAGUUCAACCAAUGAUUUUUAAUAACCAAACGACAUUAAAAUCUUCAACAACAAAUAUUUGUCAACAAAAAAUGAGAAAAGAAAUUUAUAGAUAUACUUGUGAGGAUAUGCUAUUUGCAGCUGCUUGGUCAAAUAAAAUAUAUGAAGAUAGAAGGUUUAGACUUGUAGUUGGGACUUUGUUAGAUGAAGAAAAAAUUAUGAAUAAUAAGGACCCAUCACAGCCAGAAUUAUUUGCUACUACCUCAAAUUAUUUACGUAUUUUUAGAUAUCAUCCAAAUAGAGAUUUUAAUCAAAUUCCAAUUACAUUGGAGUGUGAAUUAUAUUCUACUAAUAAAUCAAACAUUUAUUCUGCACCGUUGACGGGACUUGACUGGAAUGAAGUAGAUUCAACAUUGCUUGCUACAUGUAGUAUUGAUACAACAUGUACUGUUUGGAAUGUUGAGACUGUUCAACAAAUUGGGCAAAUCAAGGCAAUUGAAGGUUCACAAAAAACCCAAUUGAUAGCUCAUGAAAAGCCUGUACAUGAUAUUGCUUUUGCUAAAUUGGAUAGUGGGGGGAGAGAUCAAUUUGCUACUGCAGGUGCAGAUGGUAGUGUUAGACUCUUUGACCUUCGUUCACUUCAGCAUUCUACAAUUUUAUAUGAAGAUCCAGAAAAACGAAUGUUAAAUCAUGUGGCUUGGAAUAAACGUGAACAUACAAAAUUGGCAACCGUUGCACACGAAUCUUUUGAGGUAAAAUUUUUUUUAAGUGUUUGGAUUGGCAGUGGAAAUAUUUUAUAUUUUCUUGUCUUUCAAUUUUUUGUUGCCUAUAACUCGGUUGUAAUUUUGGAUAUACGAGUUCCUUGCAGACCUUUAGCUCGUUUUGGAAAUCAUAGAGGAUUCAUAAAUGGAAUAGCUUGGGCACCUCAUUCAACAGUACAUAUUUGUACAGCUGGUAGUGAUCGACAAGCAUUAAUUUGGCAAAUGAAUCAUUUUAAUAGAGAUGAACCGAUACUUGCAUAUACGGCUGAAGGAGAAAUUAAUCAAAUUCAUUGGUCUAAUAAUUUUCAUCAAUGGAUUAGUAUAUGUUUUAAUAAGAAUAUGGAAAUUCUAAGAGUUUAA
Messenger RNA from Meloidogyne enterolobii, 1326 nucleotides. Lineage: Eukaryota; Metazoa; Nematoda; Chromadorea; Rhabditida; Meloidogynidae. The record is from the annotation of a GenBank genome assembly.